Molecule: messenger RNA, 1969 nt
Organism: Talaromyces stipitatus ATCC 10500
Lineage: Eukaryota; Fungi; Ascomycota; Eurotiomycetes; Eurotiales; Trichocomaceae
Exons: 2
Coding region: 59-1969 (636 amino acids)
Biological process (GO): double-strand break repair
Cellular component (GO): nucleus; site of double-strand break
Source: RefSeq, a predicted model, not a curated record
GGAAGCACCCAGGCUCUACAUCUAAGGAUGAUAUCUCCUGACAUCUCAGUCGGCUGAAAUGUCUCUACCGUCCUCGUCCCUCAAUCGCGCGACCAGUGUUCCUGCCAGUCAAAACACCGCCCCAGUCAUCAAAUUCCGAUGCCUAUAUACUCAUGAUGUUCGCCGCAAGGCAAAACGCUGGCAAGAUGGGUACCUCAAAUACCACACCUUCAACAAGCGCGCCAUGGUAUACGACGAUGCUGGAAAUUUCAUAGGCGAUCACCAUUGGCGGGAAAGCCACGACAUCGAGGAUGGUGAUGAGUUAGAACUCGACAAGGGCGUUUUAAUACAAGUUAGCGAGUGCAUGGAAACCACGCAGACUGAUAUAUCCGUGCUUUUCGACAAACGCAAAGCUAGUCAAGAAUCUCCGCAGCAGAAAACCCCGGCUCCUCCGCUGUCCUCCGGUAUUUCAUCAGCUUCAUACGCAAGACAAUCACCCCUGGCAAGACCAGUUAGGCCGUUCAACCCACUCAAACCACUAAAUGAUGUUUUGGGUAUUCAGAGAGGGCCUAUUGGUCGUUCAGUUACACCGCAAUCGCCGUAUGAGCAAUGUCAUCGUCCACAACGACCUACACAAGGCGAACGGCCCGCAAAACGACAAAAACCGACACCUACGUCAGAUAUCUUACAACAUAAAAGUACUAAUGGGCCGGUGCGGAGUCGACCGGAAGUAAUUAACUUGGAUAAUCCAAGCUUUGUCAAGCCAUCGCCGAAAGCUGUUCCGGUCUCGACUACCAAGCGAAACACAGAGAAGUCUACCGAUACCCCAAAAUCCUUGAUGGCAAACACGCAAAGACCUUCAGUGGAACAACAAUCCGAUCGAGAGCAGUCAAGAUCAGAGUGUCAAAUAUUGACCAACAAUACCAGAGUCUUUUCGGGGAAUACUCAAUCAAUUUCGGAGCAAACUCUAGGCCGGAAUCAAUCCAGGCCAAAAGCUCAAAUACAAACCAAAGGCCCCAAAUCGUCGUCAGGCGAUGCACGCGCAUCACCAAUAAAAGAGCGAGCACAUCGAGGACAAUCAAGACCCGUAGCUCAAACCCCUCUCACUCAAAAUACUCCAAAUGGGCAGUCUUCAUCCGCAGGACCGCAGGUCUUGUCCGAAAACUCGAACUCGAUUAUCAACAGCAACGUCUCCAUAAAUCCUUUACGCAUGAGCAAUGAAAAGCCACGUCAGAAACUCAUGUAUAGAGCGCUCCUUCCUUCGAAAGGCCAAAAGGAAGUGCAGACGAAUUCCAAUCCAACAGCAGAUGAGGACUCUCUUGUCGAAUUUGAUCUUGAUUUUCCUCUUUCAGCUUCCACGCUUGCCAUACUCGAAGAAUCGAAUCUAGACACGUCGACGAACGCCGAUACGUUGAUAGUAGGCAGUGUCAUAAAUCCAGACACUACUUUGGGGCAAAUCCAAAUACCAAAGAUUUCAAGGUCGCAGAACUCUCAAACGAGAUUACUGAACCGAAUUCCAACACAUGCUUCGGUGUACGGUCCUCUUGCUUCAUCAGCUGGGGUGGAAUUACAAGAUGACAUGGGCGAUGACCUAGCCGUGUUAAUGGCAUCUUCUCCCUUGGAGCCAGACAGCGAGCACGAGGUACUCGGUCAAAGAGCGCCUGUUAUGCGCAGUAAUUCGGAUAUAUCUCAUAUGGUUUCGGAAUCCAACUCAGAUCCCGCAGAAAAUUUAGCCCGCCCAUCAAUAGCAGAAGGACUUUCUACAACUGUCAUCAAGAGGAGCGAGCGUGUCUUUCGCAGAGCUCACUCGGAUACGAAUGCUUUACGGAAUUUGGACAACGCAAGUAAUGCCCUUUCUCGGCCACUUGCUACUACAGGACCUCCGAUGAAUGAACGGAAUAGUACUGUUAGGACUGAGUCUGGUCCGUGGACUGCGGAUGCAUUGGACUUUUUUGACUGGUGGCCACCUGGACGUCCGAUGCCUGCUUAA